This is a messenger RNA of Pseudovirgaria hyperparasitica, 960 nucleotides long. Its product is annotated as SRF-TF-domain-containing protein. The record is from RefSeq and is a predicted model, not a curated record. The transcript is spliced from 3 exons. Gene Ontology annotation, biological process: positive regulation of transcription by RNA polymerase II. NCBI's taxonomy places the organism in Eukaryota, Fungi, Ascomycota, Dothideomycetes, Acrospermales, Acrospermaceae. Gene Ontology annotation, molecular function: RNA polymerase II cis-regulatory region sequence-specific DNA binding; protein dimerization activity; DNA-binding transcription factor activity, RNA polymerase II-specific. The coding region runs from base 129 to 800 and encodes 223 amino acids.
UCGCUGCAGCUGUCGCCCUCCGCCAAAGAGGAAAUCUCCCCACACAUCUCAGCAGCCACAAAGAGUAAGGCCCAGCGGCAACCCGAAUCGACAUCACCGUAACCUCUUUUGAUUCUUGCUCAGCAACCAUGACUGAGAUUCAGGAACACGAUCCCAACGCGUCGCCCUCUGGUGUUGACGACUCCAUCGUGAGCAAUGGCAACGGCCUCGACGCCAACCGUGGAACAAAGCGACCUCGUCCUGCCCAGGAUGACGAUGACGACGAUGAUGACAAGCCUGGUCGCGAGAGAAGAAAGAUUGAGAUCAAGUUUAUACAGGAUAAAUCGCGUCGACACAUCACCUUCUCCAAACGGAAGGCUGGUAUUAUGAAAAAGGCAUACGAACUUUCUGUCCUUACCGGCACCCAAGUCCUCCUUCUCGUCGUCUCUGAAACGGGUCUCGUCUAUACCUUCACAACCCCAAAACUUCAGCCUCUAGUCACGAAGCCAGAGGGCAAGAACCUUAUUCAAGCCUGCCUGAACGCCCCCGAACCUGCCAGCGCCGACUCGAACGGCGUCGACGGUGACCAAGGCGUCGACUCCCCUGAAGACAAUACACAUGCUCAGAUGCCACAGGGUCAGCCGCGCGGUAUGCCUCAGCAACAAGGCAUGCCCGCUGCUUAUAUGACACCGGAGCAGCAUCUGCAAUAUCAGACUUAUCUCCAGCAGCAACAAGCUAGCGGUCAUGGUUAUAUGCCGCAACAGGGUAGGAUGCCCACACACCCACAGCACUCAUAUCCACCUGAUCAGAAGCUGAGCUGAGUUUGAGGUUAAUAAUGCGAUCCUGUCAAUCAUACCACCCAGGCGGUACCGAUUGGUGGUGUUCUUGUCGCCGCCGCUGAUCCUCACGUUACGAUAUUGCGACUGCAAAUUGAAAAGAAUUGGGCAUCAGAUACGAAAAUGCCUGACUUAAACCUAUGAU